UUCUCUCCGCAGCCGGAAACCACGAGGACAGAGGCCGAGCAGCCGCGAGCGCCAUAAGAGAGGAGACGCUGAACGCCCAGGUGGAAUUUUUAUACUGCGAUCUGGCCUCCAUGAGGUCCAUCCGGCAGUUCGUGCAGAACUUCCAGAAAAAGAGGGUCCCCCUGCACGUCCUCGUCAACAACGCUGGAGUCAUGAUGGUGCCUCAGCGGCAGACCGAGGACGGAUUCGAGGAACACUUUGGCCUCAACUACCUGGGCCACUUCCUGCUCACCAACCUGCUCCUGGGCAGCCUGAAGGAGGCUGGGUCCCCGGGCCGCUGCUCCCGAGUGGUCACCGUCUCCUCCGCGACUCACUACGUCGCCGAGCUAAACAUGCAGGACCUUCAGGGCAGCAGCUCCUACUCGCCCCACGGCGCCUACGCCCAAAGCAAACUGGCCCUGGUCAUGUUCUCCUACCACCUGCAGAGGCUGCUGGACGCCCAGGGCUGCCACGUGACGGCCAACGUGGUGGACCCCGGGGUGGUGGACACGGACCUCUACAAGCACGUGUUCUGGGGCACGCGCCUGGUGCAGAAGGCUCUGGGCUGGCUUCUCUUCAAGACCCCCGACGAAGGAUCCUGGACUUCCGUCCACGCAGCGGUCAGCCCGGAACUGGAAGGCGUGGGUGGCCGCUACCUGUACAACGAGAAGGAGACCAAGUCCCUCGAGGUCUCUUACGACCAGAGGCUGCAGCGCCAGCUGUGGGCCCAGAGCUGCCAGAUGACGGGAAUCAGUGACGUGACGUCUGAGGCCGUUUCGGGACGACUGAUAACCUGAUUUUGCCAGCGCGACGGGUGGGGGAGUCCGAGAAUCAGAAUGCGUGUAAUUCUGACUCACCCGCCCACCCCGCCAGCAGCCUUCGGGCCUCCGGUGUUGAGCGCACCGGCUCCGUCCUUGCAGGAACUCAGUAUCCAGCGUACGGCUGGAAGUGUUGGUUCCCAAAGUCCAAACUGUCACACGAGUACCACAAAAAUUAAAUCUCUCCAAGUCAGUGUGCGGUGGUCCUUGCGUGGGUGAGGAGAGACAGGAGAUCGAGGAUGAGGUGAGGCCGGGCCUUUCAGGGAGGCGCCGGCCCGUCUGGGAACGGGUGGCUGUCCUAGGUCCUCGGGUCUCACGUUGCCGAGGCUCUGACUCGAGUUUCCAGAGUGACGUCUGUGCCGUCUGGGUCCCGGGCACGCAGCGAGAGUCCCCACCCAUCGG
Fukomys damarensis (Damara mole-rat) is the source of this 1238-nucleotide messenger RNA. RefSeq names its product dehydrogenase/reductase X-linked (gene Dhrsx). Gene Ontology annotation, molecular function: oxidoreductase activity. The coding region runs from base 111 to 815 and encodes 234 amino acids. The transcript is spliced from 5 exons. The record is from RefSeq and is a predicted model, not a curated record. Lineage: Eukaryota; Metazoa; Chordata; Mammalia; Rodentia; Bathyergidae.